AUGGCGCCUUCGGCGGAGGCAAAGCGCCUUGAAAAUGUGGAGUCUGGAAGGGCCAAACCUAAGGAGGAGGUGCUGGCAGAGGCCAGUACUUUUGUCAGCACAAACGGUGGAGACCCCAGUGACCAGUUUUUAGUACUGGCUCACUGCAAACUUCAGUUUGGGAAGUACCAGGGUCAGAGAUUUAGAUGGCUCCUGGAAAACUCUCUGGGGUACGCAGUGUAUUUGGUGCUCAGCAUUUCCAAUGAGACAGCGCAGACAACCCCCCUGUCAGAAAAUAAACAACUGUUCCUACAGUACACUUCUCAAAUCAGAGAGAUGGCAGAAGAAGUGGAGAAAUAUCAGAGGAAGCAGGAAAUGCAAGCAGAAGCCCGGGCAACUGGAGACCAGGGCUGCUUGAUGGUGGAGUUUGGUGACUUCCAGGGCCGGUCCAUGAAGGAUGUUUAUGAGGACCAGAGCAAGGAGGCCCAAGCCCUCAUCAGGUACCUGGUUAAGGCAGAUGCCAGGCCCAAAACCAACAUGGCCAUUUUCAAGACAUAUGUCCUGAAAAGACGGGCUUCUGCUGUGGGCACCAGCAUACGUCAGCCUGCACCUCAUGCUGCAACCUCCAGUGCCUCUGCAACUCCACCUGCAGCUAUCCAAACUGGUGUACAGCAGACCGCCACUGUGAAAGCACUGUUGGCACGUGGCAAACAUUUGUCUCCUUCACAGUUGGCGAGAAAACUCAUGUCACCAGUUAAACACUAUCCAUUACUGCAGUCCACUUUACCUCCUCCAGCAGCAGAACCCCCAGCCAAACAUUUGGCCCGAAUGCAGCUUUUUGCUACUGGCACUUCCGUUCCCACUGUUGAAGAUGACGAUGAGGAGCUGGUAUUUGCUGCAUCACAAUGUGAAGCACAGCUAAAUACAGAAUUAUGUCACAACAUGCCUCAAGCGGGAUGCAUUCUUUGA
Molecule: messenger RNA, 948 nt
Organism: Cyprinus carpio (common carp)
Lineage: Eukaryota; Metazoa; Chordata; Actinopteri; Cypriniformes; Cyprinidae
Exons: 4
Coding region: 1-948 (315 amino acids)
Source: RefSeq, a predicted model, not a curated record